AUGGCUCUCUACUCUCGAUUUGUUGUCUUGUUGUUGUACGGAUGGAGUUAUCUUUGCGUUGGAUACUGCGCGAUGCUGAAAACAGACGGUGUCCUCGAGAGGCGUAGGGUGGAUUUUACGCAUUCAGUGGAUAACAAGCACACGACGGAAGAAGACCAAGACGUGCCUUUACGGGAUACAAUGACGGAGCACAUGCGGAUGCUUUACGCGAAGUACAAUCGUGCUGGAUAUCCGUUCAGGGAUGGCAACACAGUUCGUAGUUUCAAAGCGCACUGGGGAACUAUAAACAAGAAACAGCUCCAGAUUUUCAACCUCACCUCUCUCACCAAGUCAGAGGACAUUCUUUCAGCCACUCUUCAUUAUUACAUUGGAGACCUCCAGAACACCACCCAGGGGUUUUCCAGGUCUAAAAGCUUCUCCCACUAUGGUCCCAGGAGACACAGCAACAUCCACAUGGUCAUCUGGAGUUUCGCCUCUUCAGGCAACAAAACGAGGAGUCUUGGACAUUUUACGCUCAAUGUGUCCACUCUCUACAAAAACUUCAUCUCAGGGCACUGGAAGGACAUAACUCGUGUGGUAAAUCAAGUCAAACACCACGACGAGCUGUUCAUUGGUAUUGAUGUUGCUUCACAGGGGCCUUGGCCAUGGAAGAAACUCCUGUUGGAUCGCUCGCCCUAUAUACUGGUUUAUGCCAACGACUCAGCCAUUUCAGAGCCUGAAAGUGUGGUAGCCACUCUCCAGAGACACCAUUCAGUGGGAGAUGAGGCCUCGGAUUCACACAGCUUCCACAAACUGGCACUGCGAGAGCAAAACAACACCAAGCAAGAACAGCUGCAUCCCAGACACAAGCGCUCAGUGAAUGUUCUUCUCCCUUUGCAAAACAAUGAACUUCCUGGGCCUGAGUAUCCAUAUGAGACAACCGGUUGGGAUGAGACGAGUCCAUAUCAGCCUUUUGAAAACAAGCAGGGUCGGCGGCCACGUAAAAAGACACGCAAGAAUCAGCGACACAAGAUGCCCCUGCUGCAGUUUGACGAGCAGACUAUUAAAAAGGCACGAAAGAAGCAGUGGGACGAGCCCAGGAACUGCGCUCGGAGAUACCUGAAAGUGGACUUCGCUGACAUUGGAUGGAGUGAAUGGAUUAUAUCACCCAAGUCAUUUGACGCUUUCUAUUGCUCAGGGUCCUGUCAGUUUCCCAUGCCAAAGGCCCUGAAGCCCUCUAACCACGCAACCAUCCAGAGUAUUGUACGAGCUGUGGGUGUUGUCCCUGGCAUCCCUGAGCCGUGCUGUGUCCCAGAGAAGAUGUCUUCCCUCAGCAUCCUUUUCUUUGAUGAGGACAAGAACGUGGUGCUGAAAGUCUAUCCCAACAUGGCUGUGGACUCCUGCACCUGUCGAUAG
Molecule: messenger RNA, 1395 nt
Organism: Menidia menidia (Atlantic silverside)
Lineage: Eukaryota; Metazoa; Chordata; Actinopteri; Atheriniformes; Atherinopsidae
Source: the annotation of a GenBank genome assembly